AUGAACGACCGCAACCGUCUCGUCCCGGCGAGCGAGGUCAAGGAGCUGAUUGACGAUGGCAAGCUCAUUGUCAUCCACGAGGGCUACGCACUGAAGCUGGACAGCUGGAUAAAUAAGCACCCUGGUGGCCGGUUGGCCAUCCUCCACAUGGUCGGUCGAGAUGCGUCGGAUGAAAUCAACGUGUACCAUUUCGCAAAAACCCUGGCCAUUAUGAAGGCCUACCGCAUUGGUCGUAUUCAAGAACCCUGGACCAACCUUGAGCCUCCAAUCCGCGCCGGCACGUCGGUCUUCAAGAGCCCUGUGCCAGAGAUAUACACAGACGACUCCGCCGUAGACGACAGCCCCGCAUCCGCUUAUGACCUCGCUACCGCUACUGAUGAUGACAAUGACGACGACGGCAACUCCAUCUUUAGCCACUCGUCCAAGCGCGAUCCGCUUAGUUCCAGCAACUCGAGUGUCGGUGCAUCCGACUCGGACACCAAGCCGACCACGAAGGAAGAUGGCGAGUGCAGACGCAGGAACGUCAACGCAAAGGCCACAGCUGCUGAAAAGACCGCAGAGCUUCUGCCCGGCAAGGGUCUGUCGCGCGAGGCCUACACGGCUGCCCUGGAGCAAAAGGAAAUCGCAGAUGGCAUCCGUGACUAUCCCUCUCUGGAUGCCGAGACGCAGCAGAAGAUCCGAGAACAGUACCGUGCCCUUCACAAGGAAAUCCAGGACCGAGGCCUGUAUCAAUGCCCCUACUCAGAGUACGGCAGGGAACUGAUUCGGUACUCGGCGCUGUUCGGCAUGUUCCUGUACCUGCUUCACAUCGAGUGGUACAUGUCUUCUGCCACCUUCCUCGGCCUCUUCUGGCAGCAGAUCAUGUUCACCGCUCACGACGCCGGCCAUCGUGGGAUCACCGGAAACUUCGUCGUUGACACUGUCAUUGGCGCAUUCAUUGGCGACUUCUGCUGCGGUCUUUCCAUUGGCUGGUGGAAGAGUUCGCAUAACGUCCAUCACCUGGUCACCAACAUGCCGGAGCACGACCCUGAUAUUCAGAAUAUCCCUCUUUUCUCCAACACGCCGACAUACUUCAAAUCUAUCCGCAGCACAUUCUACGACUACACUUUCGUCUGGGACAAGGCCGCCGACAUCAUGGUACCUUAUCAGAAGUAUGUGUACUACCCUAUCAUGGGAGUGGCACGCUUCAACCUCUAUAUUCUGUCGUGGCUGCACCUCCUCUCUCCCCGCGCCACACAGCUUGGUUCGGCCUGGUGGACUAGGUGGCUUGAGGUCGUCUUCAUGGCAUGCUACUGGGCACUUUUCGGCUAUGUGCUGGUCUGGCGCUCGUUGCCCGACUGGCAGACGCGUAUCUACUUCGUUCUCAUGUCACACGCGAUGACCAUGUUGCUUCACGUACAGAUCACCCUAUCGCACUGGGGCACGCCAACCUCCGACCUGGGUCCGACCGAGUCGUUCGCACAGCGCCAGAUCCGUACUACCAUGGACGUCGACUGCCCGGAGUGGCUUGACUGGCUGCACGGAGGUCUGCAGUUCCAGGCCGUACACCACCUGUUCCCCAGAGUCCCACGCCACAACCUACGCAAGUGUCAGACACUCGUGCGUGAAUUCUGUGCAGAGACCGGCAUUAGGUACCAGUGCAAGGGCUUCGUAGAGGGCAACAAGGUCGUGCUGAGCCGUUUGCAAGAGAUUUCAAAGAUGGUGGACAUAUUGGUGCAAUGUCAGCUGCAUAUGGCGGAGACUGGCGAGAGCGGGCUGCACUGA
Molecule: messenger RNA, 1764 nt
Organism: Diaporthe citri
Lineage: Eukaryota; Fungi; Ascomycota; Sordariomycetes; Diaporthales; Diaporthaceae
Exons: 2
Coding region: 1-1764 (587 amino acids)
Biological process (GO): lipid metabolic process
Cellular component (GO): membrane
Molecular function (GO): oxidoreductase activity, acting on paired donors, with oxidation of a pair of donors resulting in the reduction of molecular oxygen to two molecules of water
Source: RefSeq, a predicted model, not a curated record